AUGAAGUGCAAGAGGUCCAAGGGCACCUUCCUCGAGCGCGCAAUCAUCAGAGCGUCCCGGAUGAAGUCGAACGGCCGAUCAUCUUCUUGUGAUAAACGGUUGCUCCAGCCACGUUUCGGAGCAUGCUAUAGUCUUGGCGUCGUCGCUCGGGGUUCUGCUUUUUCUGUUGCCAGCCAACGCCACGCAACUUGUCCAUCCGCUGGACACCGAUGUGUUCUCGCCGUUCAAGUGCGCCGUGCGUCGCAGCAUCAACAUGUACCUUACCAGGAACGGUAUUUCAGUCCAAAAGAGCAUGGUAUCUUCAGCACCAUGUCAUUUUCAAAGACGACGCGACAACGAUCGGACGCGCAGUGGUGCUCGAUAUUGUAUCUCAAGCGCGGUCGUCUCGUCUUUGUGGCAGAGAACUUUUCUGCCGUACAAGGUGCCGGAAUGGAUUCGCGAACGGCAACACAUCCGCGACAACGUGCUGACGGUCCCAAACGAUCCCCCGAAGCGCGUGCGCAUUGCCGGGGAGCUUCUCGAGGUCUAAUAGAUCUGUGA
Saprolegnia parasitica CBS 223.65 is the source of this 540-nucleotide messenger RNA. RefSeq lists its product as hypothetical. NCBI's taxonomy places the organism in Eukaryota, Oomycota, Saprolegniomycetes, Saprolegniales, Saprolegniaceae. The record is from RefSeq and is a predicted model, not a curated record. Bases 1 to 540 code for a protein of 179 amino acids. The transcript is spliced from 2 exons.